Molecule: messenger RNA, 1617 nt
Organism: Nymphaea colorata (pocket water lily)
Lineage: Eukaryota; Viridiplantae; Streptophyta; Magnoliopsida; Nymphaeales; Nymphaeaceae
Product: probable flavin-containing monooxygenase 1
Exons: 6
Coding region: 16-1593 (525 amino acids)
Molecular function (GO): N,N-dimethylaniline monooxygenase activity; flavin adenine dinucleotide binding; NADP binding
Source: RefSeq, a predicted model, not a curated record
UCACAAAAAGAGGGAAUGGAUGCCAAAAAGAUUGGGAUUGUGGGUGCUGGAAUCAGUGGCUUGAUUGCCUGCAAAUAUGUGAGAGAGAAAGGCUUCAUUCCAAUCGUCUUCGAGAUGAAGGACAUGAUUGGAGGAGUAUGGUUGAGAACACUGGACUAUACUCUGCUGCAGACACCCAAGAUUGCCUUCCAGUUUUCGGAUUUCCCAUGGCCCUCCUCCGUCACUAGCGACCACCCCACUCAUGGUGAAGUCUUGGAGUACAUUCAGUCAUAUGCCAGGCAAUUCCAACUCCUGCAAUACAUUCAGUUCAACUCUCAAGUGGUUGGCGUGGAAUUCGUAAAAGAUUCGUGUUCAUCCAAAGAUGGAGUUCUUCCUUCCAUGAGUGAUGAUGCGUGGUCUGGUGAACCAUUCAGUUCAGGGGGAACAUGGCAGAUUACAGUGCACAAUGUCCUUCAUGGAUGUUCACAGGUGCACACAGUGGACUUUGUGAUAAUCUGCACUGGAAGAUAUGGUGACAUUCCGAAAUGGCCAUUGUUUGUGAAGGGAAGAGGUCCAGAGGUCUUCAAAGGCAAGGUGAUCCAUGCAGUGGAUCUGUACUCUAUGGAGCCCAAGGAGGUUGACAAUUUGAUCACAGGAAAAAGGAUUGUGGUUGUUGGAUUUCUAAAGUCAGCGAUUGAUAUUGCUGCAAAAUGUGCUAACAUCAAUGGCAUGGAGUUUCCCUGCACACUAAUAUGUAGAAAACCUCUGUGGCAUUUUCCUGGGACAUUGGGCUGGACAAUCGCUCUUGCAUUUCUCUAUGGCACUCGCUUUUCUGAGCUUUUAGAUCAUAAGCCUGGAGAGAGCCUCUUCUUCAGCCUGCUGGCUACAGUACUAUCUCCUUUGAGAUGGGGCCUCAACAAGCUGGUGGAAUUGUGCCUACAGUGGCAGUUCCCAUUGAAGAAGUUUGGCAUCUUACCCGAGGAAGGUGUCUUCCAACAGAUUGCAUCAUGUCAUGUUGCUGCUCUUCCUGAAAAUUUAUUCACUUGCCUAGAAGAAGGAAGCAUCGUGAUAAAAAAGUCUGAAUCUUGGGCCUUCUAUGAUAGCGGUCUGAUGCUUGAGAAUGAAAAUGAACCAGUAGAAGCUGAUAUUGUAAUCUUUGCCACUGGGUGUAGGGCCACCCAGAAGCUCAAGAAUAUUUUCAAAUCCUCCAUCUACCAACAGUUCUUAUCUGGGUCAGAAUCUAGCAUUAUUCCUCUGUACAGGGAAUGCAUCCAUCCAUGGAUUCCUCGCAUGGCAGUAAUCGGACAUACGGAAGCCGUAUCAAAUCUGUUCAUGUCGGAAAUGGAGGUCAGAUGGUUGGUCUGCCUGCUCACAGGUGGUUUCCGGCUACCAAACACCAAGGAAAUGGAAGAAGAUAUGAGGAAAUGGUAUCAGUACAAGGAGAAUCAUGGAGGAUGCAAGUACAACAAGUCUAGCAUUUCAGCCAUUCAAAUUUGGUACAAUGAUAAACUCUGUGAGGACAUGGGAUGCAACCCGAGAAGGAAGAAAAAUUGGUUUCUUGAGUUCUUCUCUCCUUAUGGCCCGGCAGAUUACUCCAAUCUGAAGAUAUUGUAGUUGGCCGUGUUGCAGCGGAAGUUU